UGUUACUAAAAUUAAAGCAAGAAUUUUAAUUAUUAAGAAGAAACCCCAGGGCCGCCGCUAAAACCCUCUUCUCUCUUCUCUCUUCUCUCUUCUCUCCUCUCUCAUUUUCUGUUUCUCGAUCCUUCUCCCUCUCUGUUCUUCCCCUUCUUUGAGAAGAGAAGAAACAAAAGAAACCUAGUCAGACUAAGAAGGGUCGCCGCUCACCCUCACUCUCGCCUCUCUCUUCUUCACAAAAAAAAAAAAAACGACCCACUCAUCUGCUACACAAUCUCGUUCAUCUCUCCCUUCAUUGCCCAGAAAACGAAAGUCAUCGCCGAUUCUCCCCUCUUCUUCUUGAGCGAACGACGAAACCACACAAAAACAAUCGCCUUCUCCCUCUCGCGAUUCUCUAAUCACUUCUCCUAUUUCCCAAAAAAAAAAGAAAAAACGAAACCCUAAUCUUCUCCUCUACGCCGCUCUUCUCUCUCGUCGUCGGUAACGAAUCCGACCACGACAACCCCAAAUCGGCUGAUUCCUCUUAGAAUGAAGAAGGAAGUGCGGAGGAGCCGCUGGCGAGGGAAGGUUAUUUCGUCGAUAACGACUAAAUCUGGGUUGAGAUCGGGCCGUCGUCGUCGUCGUCACUACGACUACGGGCGAGGUAAUAGACUCACGAAAAUCACGCUUCGCCAGUUCUCCACGCUUUGUUUGUUUGGGGCUGGAUGGGACGAGGUUUUGCAAUAUUGAGGGUAGAGAAGCAGCGACAGCAACAAAGGCCUUAAUUGAAUAUGUUCUCGUUGUGGUUGUUUGAUGAUUUGGUAAAGUAAAAAAAAAAAGGAGAAGAACAAGCGCGUAGUCACCAUCGUGGGGUAUAUGAUUUAGCUUAAUAAAUGUUGUAGACAUAA
Molecule: messenger RNA, 881 nt
Organism: Linum trigynum
Lineage: Eukaryota; Viridiplantae; Streptophyta; Magnoliopsida; Malpighiales; Linaceae
Source: the annotation of a GenBank genome assembly